This is a messenger RNA of Rhodamnia argentea, 1053 nucleotides long. RefSeq lists its product as uncharacterized. NCBI's taxonomy places the organism in Eukaryota, Viridiplantae, Streptophyta, Magnoliopsida, Myrtales, Myrtaceae. Gene Ontology annotation, molecular function: mRNA binding. The coding region runs from base 152 to 742 and encodes 196 amino acids. The transcript has 2 exons. The record is from RefSeq and is a predicted model, not a curated record.
AAACUUUUUCGUCAAACAGUCUCGUUUUCCGAAGCCAGUCCGGUCUCGGGCCACACCACGCCAGCCUUCCUCCGUCGUCCGCCACCUCCUUCGGCCGCCCCCCUCUUUCGCCUUUCCCCGAGACGCAAGGCCGAAGCCGACACGAGAGACGAUGAGUCGCAAGAGGGACAAACCCUACUUCUCUCGCCCCGCCGCCUCUUCCUCCAUCUCCAAGCGCCGCCGCCCCCUCCCUCGACCCGAUCCCUCCGCCUCCGACGACCCGCCGGCGCCCAAGCCGUCGACUCCUCCGGCGCUGGUCGUGAUGGGCCUGUCCCCGAACUGCUCGGUCCUCGACCUCAAGUCCCGGUUCGAGAUCUACGGCCCGAUCUCACGCAUCCGCAUCGACCGCGACGAAGUCGGCUACGUCACCUACAGGUCCAAGGACUCCGCCGAUGCGGCCAUCGCCGCUUCCCGCGACCCUUCUUUCAGCGUCUCCGUCGAUUCCCAGAAGGUCCAAGUGUUAUGGGCGACCGAUCCGCUCGCCAAAUGGAGGGAAGGAGUUGGAGCCGGCGUUGGAGCAAAGGAGGAGAAGAAUGGCUCUACGUCGAAGCUCUUGCGAGCCGAGGUGCCUCUGAGCAGACAUGGACGAGGUAAUAAGCUCGCUUCAACUAUAGUGAAUUCUCGAAAGGGCGGUGGCGGCGAAUCUACACUUGAGGCGCCUUUCCAAGGCAGAGGAAUCGUAGCUUAUGACGACAUCCUCUAAAUCCGUGAGUCACUGUUAGAGAUGGGAACGUGAGUUGGUCCUGUAUUGGGCAGGAAGUGCAGGCAGCAAGAAUUAGGAUAUGUUAGACUAGGCUGUUAGUUCAUUUUCUGCGAUGCUUCAUAGUUUCUUAGAAAUGCAAUAUAAUGCCCCCUUCUUUGCUUAACUUGUUUCAACAGCAUAAGCGGGGUUAUUUAUCGAGUUUCUGUCUUUAUGGUUGAAAUUGAAUUUGCUUAUUUCUGAUGUAAAUUAGUUCGAGGUGUUGGUGCCUUAUUGAAUGGAAUGGAAUGUUUAAAUCUGUCGUAGUUGCAUCA